CCUCAUAUACCCCCCAGGAAGUCAUUCUUGGUCAAGUCGUCCACGGCCAUCGGGUCCUAUGACCUCCCAUCCUUACAGGUGGAUUCAUACAACCAAGAGGAAAACGCAUCAACAGUAAUGAUGAUGCCAGAAGGAAAAUUGCCCAUUUCUCAAAUGCUUCUUUGACAGUGUUAACGAUUUUUGAAUUGUGUUUGAUAGAAUUAUAGGGACAAUGGAAGCCCAUGUAAUAGCCAGACACCAAGGGCUACAAGGUCAAGGAGCCAGUCUCCCUUUCGGCCAAACUUUGGGACUGCUAGUGACCGACGGCCUCAGAUGUCAGAGCCCCAGGUGAGUAGUAGCCAAGUGAGAUCAAAUACAGGACAGCACUAACCUCUUCCCCAGGCUCAAUUGCUAUGACAGCACUAAAAGGUAUGAUUUAUAGACAUGAAGAAUUGCACCUUAGACCUGGGUUUCAAAACUCUGGUUGGUCACAAUAGCUACAUUAUCAUUUCAUUAAUCCUAAUCGGCUGUAACAGUAAAGUACUUAUUAUUCAUGUAAUAAUAAUAACAAUGAUAAUUUGGGGGGGGGGGGGGGGUUCUUAUAUUUGUCCUGAUACACAAAAGUGUGUAAUGGAAAUGUAUAAUUUUUUUGGCAUAUCCCAUCUUCCCCUGAGACCCGCAAGGGAGUGGGGUCACCAUUGUACAGCGCCCCUGGAGCAAUUAGGGUUUAGUGCCUUGCUCAAAGGCACUGCGACAGAUUUUUUUGUUGGCUCCGGUAUUCAAACCAGCAACCUUUCAGUUACUGGCCCAACGCUCUAUGACACCACAACAGUCUAUAUAACGUUUAACUACACAUAAUCGUGACUUUGUGAUUUGUAUCUCAGCUAAGUCUAACAGGAAGAAGCCAAUCUGUGUACCAAAUCAAGACUCAGCCGACAUUACCCCGGUGUAUGUCCCACUCAGAGCCCCUGGACAAGAGACAGAACCCAGGCCUCCCAGGCCUCUCCCCAAGCUACGGCAAUGUGAUGGAUACCCAGGUGAGUCGACAACACUCUCUCUUCUCUUGUGUUUCAUUAUAUCUAGGUUCUUCUAAUCAGUUUUCCUGUCAGAACCAGCAUAGGAGAUGCACGCACUGCUGUGCAGAGGCUGGGGCCUCUUCCUCUUUUCCCCCCUCUCAUUCUUCCCUUUCUAGUCUCUCUCACUGUCUUUUGCAGUUAAUGUUCCAAUUAUUGUUGCUAAAUGAUUAAUGAACUGUUUUGACAGACCUCCAACCAGACUGGCUCCCCAACGGACUAUCAGAGCCCCCGUCCUGUUCGCUGCCCUCCAGUUCCUCCCAAGACUUAUGGCACUCUUCUGAGCCCCUCUCCAACUGCAAGCGGGGACUAUGACAAUGUUGAUAGAUCUAAACUCGGAAUGACUGAGAAGGUAAACCAAGAGAACCACUGAAUAAGCCAGCAUAUAGUGUAUACAGUAAGAUAGGUUGAAUAAAACAAAUCAACCCUCUACUUUUCUCUGUGGUUUAACACAGGCCUUAGACAUGUAUGGCAAAAAUAAGCCCUCCCCUCCUCCUCUCCCAUGUCCUGUGAGACCCCCUCGGUCCCCCAUGAUAUCCUGCUCCUCUUCAGCCUCUUCAGAGUAUGAGAGGACGCUACCUGGAAUGCACCUACUACAACCUCAGGUGAGAGAGAGUUGUUCAUAUUCAUUGCAAUUAAGAAAAGACCUCAACAUUCACUGUUUAAUCAGUAUAACUUUAGUUUCUGUCAAUAAGAUAUCUUUGCUUUCUUUGUAUUGGUAUAGGAUUCCAUCGAACGAAAGUGCAGUCAGUCCCAUCGCCCUGUUCGACCCCCAGCCCCACCCAAAUCUAAACUCCUAUCCUUGUAUGGGGGCUAUGACGUCAAAAGAGCCCAGAGUCCGAGGGUAAGCACCACUCAAUAUCAGCAUCACUCUGGAGUUACUUUUUAGGCCCUUGUAUCAAGUCACUACUAACAUCGCCUCUGGGGUUUUUCAUGUUCAACAGCCCUCAGACACAGACAAUGAGAGGUCGCCUCACCCUUCACGGCCCCCACCACGGCCGGGAGGGCCCCCCUCCCACACCCUGUCCCAUUCCCCCUCAGGAAUUGAAACAACAGCCACACAACUUCAACCACUGCUGCAGGUGAGAGCCGUACAUACCCGUCCCCAACUGGGGCUGACAGAAGCACAAACACAGCUCACGACUAUACAUACACACAUGGUGCCGUUCAAAGGAUAUAGUAUAACAUUUAUUUACUGUGUAUGCUUUCAUUGCUUUCAUCUGAGGUGAAACGGAUGCUGUAUGUGUGUGAUAAGAGACAGGGAAGUGUUCAGUGAAAUGUAACUCUAUUUAUGUUCCUUACUUCCUGAAACUCAAAAGUCCCCUUAUGGUUAUGAAAUGUACUUGUGUCUUGUUGAUUUGUUGUUAUUGUUCACGUGGAAACAUUUGUUUUUGGAACACUUCACUUGUGACAUUUCAUAAGUGAAAUCAUGUGCAAGUGAAAACGUGUUUUUAGAACAUUUCACAUGAGAUCACAUUUUCACAUGUGCUUACAUGUUGUCACGUGUUUAGUUUCAUGUUAUUACAUGUCGCUUUACAUGUUGUCACAUUAACUUAACUUAAACACAUGUGAUCACGUGAAAUUCAUGUGGUUUUUCCGUAAGGGGUGAGGACCAAGUUAGGAUGUUCUCAAGACAUUUGUUUUACCAGUCGUCAGGACGUGACGUGAUGGUCCCAAACCAUUAUAAUAAAGUAAUGGUGGUUUUAAAGUAAGUGGUACGCUGUUCAGCUGAAAUAGGAUCCCACAUGGGAUUUGAACUCACAACCUCUAGAUUUGAGGUGCGCUGAUCUUUCUGCUGCGCCACAAAGUCUUUAGCAUUACCCUUCACAUUCAUUACCUAUAAUACCUCUCUGCACUUAGCAAAAGAGUGCCAUUGUCAAAGUGCGACGUGAAUGCGGUAGGCGAAGUCAAACGCAGGACACCGAGCUACUGGAAACGUACUUUUACUAACAAAGUAACCAGAGUACAAAACAACCUCCAAACAGGGAGGAGAAUACCUGCACAAUAGCAACUGCCGAAAAUGACGAGAACAAUCACACACAACACACAAUGAACGACAGAGGGUUAUAUAGGGAAUACAAUACAACAUAAUAGGAAACAGGUGUACACAAUCAAGACAAAACAAGUCAAACACAGAAACAUAGAUCGGUGGCAGCUAGUACUCCGGGGACGACGAACGCCGAAGCCUGCCCGAGCAAGGAGGAGGAGCAGCCUCGGCUGAUUCCGUGACAGCCAUCUGCACUGCUAUUUUAGGUUAUCAGUUAAUCUGACUAUUCUCUCAUCAUUGAUUUCAUUUAUUUAUCUCAACAAUUUGAGGGUUUUCUGUAUAGUUGUCUAAUGUUGGUGGGGCAUAUUAUUCUGUUUUAAUGUUACUCCUGAAUCAUUAUGAUAAAUAUAAUCGUUUUUAUUGAGUGUAUUAUACAAAGCUGAGAUUUACUUAGAAAUCCAAAGUGUAGGAAUACAGGUGAAAUAAGUUAUUGACACAGACGUGGUGGAGUAGCAGGAAGAUCAGAAUGAUGUGAACUAAGAGGUUAUGAGUUCAAAUCCCAGGUGAGGACAUGCUGAAUAAUAAUUACAGAAAAAUAUUAAAUUGCAUGCACUCAGUACUGUAAGUUGCUCUGGAUAAAAGUGACUGCCAAAUGACUAAAAUGUAAAUUAACAUACACAAUGUGUGUCAAAGAUGUAAGUUGAAAACUAUGUUAAAAGCACUCUGUGUGUAUCAUAAUGAUUCAUGUUUGUUUUCACAAAAAUGAGAUUUUCCACAUGUGAAAUCAUGUGGUUUUUCCGUAAGGGAAGGCUAUGAUACUGUGUCAGAUAUUGAAGUUGCAGCAAUAGAGUUGCUUGUGUCUGUAAAACAAAACAAAAUUCAUUCCAUAGCCCACCAACGCAAAAGGAAGCUCUCUGCCUGCUCUUCCUCAACUCCCACCCCCACCCUCGUUCACCCCCCCACCACCACCUGUAAAUAGACCAUCCCUGUCGUAUCGACCUACCACCAUCUUCCACUCAGAGUCAGUCUACAGCGAGAUCAGCGAGGUUCAGGACCAAUUACCUUAUCUGGAAGUACUGCCUGAUGAGAACACAUUCCAGGUGGGACACACACACACACACACACAAACUCACACAUUCAAGCAUGCACACACACACACAACACAAAUGCAUGAACACACUUGCGUGCCACUGAGUUUAAAAAAACAAAUUACCAAUGGUUUUUGAAUCUCUAUCAUUUCAGUUCAAACCAUCUAGCAGAGUCUACAAAACACAGGCAGCACCACCGUUCCAACCUGGUCAACGUUAUCAGAACUGUGGAUUCAAUAAGGAAACAGAGGUACAGAGUGAUGUCUGAUAUGAUUGAUUUGUAUUGUAAGGAUUGGGGGAAUUUUGUCUCCUUAUUUUUUCCCGGUGUAUGUAGUUUGUCCUAUACUCAGUGCCUAAGCCAGAGCCAGGCUUCACAUGAGGUUUUCCCUCUUUCUGUUGCUGUUCACCUGCAUUAUUAGAUUAUCCAUCAGUUCAAUUUGAUCUAAAAACCUAUUUGUACCUAUUUUUGUUUUUCAGCAGGAAUUUGAAAAUCUAAUGAGAUGGAUGAAGACAGUGGGAUGUGAGGUACACAUUAUUACGACAGAUGUAUAUCGUAUUAUUUGACACUACAUUACAUUGUAUUUAAUUCAUUUUUAAUGAUGAAAGACCGUGCAACUGUUCUUCUGUAAUUGUUGUACUGCUCUCAGCUGUUAUGAUUCAAUAGAUGACCAUUGAUUACUGAGGGAUAAUAUACUUGGUUUGUAUUUGUGUAUGUGUUUCUCUUUCAGGCUGGGAAAACAUGCCUCCUUCAUUGUAUGGCCUCAGUCUAGAGGAUGAAACCAGGUGAGACCUGACUAACCUCUUACUGUACACAUGUGGUUAAUACACAAUUUCAAGGAUAGAGCUUUGAUCUUACAACUUAUACAGGCAUGCAUACCAUUUAAUCAGUACCCUGUCUCUUAUUGAAUCUGUCUUUCCAUCCCACCAGGGAGUUCAGCCAGAGGUGCCUCCAUGUGAAAAAUGGCCUCCAUCUGUUCAACUGCCUGCUAAUGAAGCGUAACGAUACCCUGCGAGGCCACAUCACAGAGCUCAACGACCUCGCCGAGAAGCUGGACAAAGUACAGAAAACCAAAACCAUGGGCAUCGCAGGGGGCACCACGGGCGCCGUGGGAGGGGCGGUGGCUGUUGUGGGCAUUGUCCUCGCCCCCAUGACCAUGGGUGCCUCCCUCAUAGCCACGGCAGUUGGGGCGGGCAUGGUGGCUUCAGGUAGUGGGAUGGGAAUCAAAGCGGCCAUGGACAACAACAAACGCAACUCUGUGGACAGGAAGAGGCUGGAGGAGGUGGUGCAGAAGUACAAAGCCGAGAUAGCAGACGUGGUGUGGUCUCUUUGCUUCAUCCACAGUGGGAUGGCUGAGCUGAGGCAGUACAACCUCCACAGGCUCCAGCAUGCUGAUCCUGAGGCCCUGCGGAUAGCCAGGGUGGCAGGGGCAGUGCAUCCUGGGUGUAAUAAGUCCCAACAGUUGGGCAUGAAGUCUGAGAUGAUCCUGCAAGGGUUUGCCAGAGACAUGGACCUGUAUUAUACUGACAAGGAUGGCCAGAGGCUGAAAAAGGGCUCUGAGACUAAGUUUGCCACCAGGAUCCGUGGUGUGACCCAGGAGCUACAGGAGGAGCUCAAUGAACUGCACCAAGUGUGGCAGACUUUCUCACUAGCGGCCAGUAGAUUUUGA
This is a messenger RNA of Coregonus sp. 'balchen', 5794 nucleotides long. The record is from the annotation of a GenBank genome assembly. NCBI's taxonomy places the organism in Eukaryota, Metazoa, Chordata, Actinopteri, Salmoniformes, Salmonidae.